CGUGACGCUCGCUCUCUGUUCGUUUGCUGGACGGUAAUGGCGGCGUGCCGGGGAUCAUCGUCCAAAUGGUUUUUCACCCGGGAACAGCUCGAAACCACCCCGUCCCGUCGCUGCGGAGUGGAGCCAGACAGAGAGCUGUCUUAUCGACAGCAAGCCGCGAAUCUUAUUCAGGACAUGGGCCAGAGACUAAAUGUUUCUCAACUCACAAUAAAUACUGCCAUUGUUUACAUGCACAGAUUUUAUAUGUACCACUCUUUCACCAAAUUCCACAGAAAUACCAUCUCCCCAACAACUUUAUUUCUGGCUGCAAAAGUUGAAGAGCAACCACGGAAACUCGAACAUGUCAUCAAAGUAGCGCAUGCGUGUUUAAACCCACAAGAGCCUCCACUGGAUACUAAGAGUAAUGCAUACCUCCAGCAAGCUCAAGAGCUGGUGAUACUUGAAACCAUAGUGCUGCAGACUUUAGGCUUUGAAAUAACAAUUGAACAUCCACACACUGAUGUUGUGAAAUGUUCCCAGCUAGUCCGAGCAAGCAAGGAUCUGGCACAGACUUCCUAUUUCAUGGCUACCAACAGUCUGCACCUCACCACCUUCUGCUUGCAGUACAAGCCCACAGUCAUCGCCUGUGUUUGCAUUCACCUGGCUUGCAAGUGGUCCAACUGGGAGAUCCCCGUUUCCACUGAUGGAAAGCACUGGUGGGAGUAUGUGGACAACUUAGUUACACUUGAACUUCUUGAUGAACUGACCCACGAGUUUCUGCAGAUACUGGAGAAGACACCUAGCAGGUUAAAGAGGAUUCGUAACUGGAGGGCUACACAAGCGGCUAAGAAGCCCAAAUCAGAUGGUCAGGGCUCAGAUAGCAGCUCUUUAGCGGGACCCUCGUUAACCCAGGACCUCUCCUUGAUGGAUGCCCUUCCUGGGGUCUCUACAAAUACAGCAUUCUCCAAAGCCUCCACGUCUUUCCCAGUGACCCUGCCAGGCAACUCAAGCAGCAGUCUUUCUCUUGAUUCUAUUGCCAGCAUGCAGGGAACCUCUUAUACUUACACCGCCCCCAGUGACUGGCCUCAGGACCAAGCACGCUCAGACCUGUAUUCUGUCAAACAACUUCCCCCACACACAUCUAUGCACCCACAUCGGCCUGACAAAAGUACAGAGAUCAACCCUGCCAAACACGAACACAAGGCCAGUGGUGGUGCCAAGCACCAGGCAACAACCUAUCCUCCACCUGCAGCACCCACACAGAAAAUGUCUCUGGACAAGUACAGGGAGAAACACGCUGCUGAACUGGCGGUGCAGAAACGCAGGCAAGAGCAGCAGAGUGUGGAGACUGAGGUCUAUGUUGCUCCAACACAGACAGAUUACCGCAAACAUUUACCCCAACUAUCUCUCGGGCAGCAGGGAACAGGAGUCACCACUGCCUCGCCCCUGAAGAUGAAACUGCCUGUCCCUGGGCAGGACAAGCUCCUGGACAAACGUGAGAAAGGCAGCUCUUUAAAACUGCGUCUUCCAGUCCCCUCACAAACUGAGAAAGGGGGAUCAAGUAAGGAGGAGCUAAAAAUGAAAAUAAAGGUGUCCUCUGAGCGGCACAGCUCCUCAGACGAGGGUGCUGCAAAGAGCAAACAUUCCAGCCCGCUUGUGAGCAAGGAGAAACACAGAGACCACUCAGCCCAUCGUCACCAUCACAAACACGGCCACUCGCACACUCACACACAUAGCGGCAAUGGCAGGAGCAUCCUCGAGGCACCCGCAGCUAGUUCGGCCCUUAGGAGCCCAUUAGGUUCUGUUGCUGAUGGUGCUAGCUCAGCUUCCAGCUCCUCACGCAAGAGGGUGAACCCCGACGCCAGCCACAAUCACCACUCCAAAAAGAACAAAAGCUCCAAAGGCGGUGCAGGUGGGCUACGGACAUCUCAACACCCUAGUGAAACUGGACAGGAAACCAGUGGAGAGCCAUGGCCCUGAGGGCGCCGGCCUAGCUAAUGGCCAACACACAGACUACAAAGAUACUUUUGACAUGAUUGAUUCGCUGUUAAGUGCCCAUGGAAUGGACUCUUGAACUGAUAGGAAAAGAGGAUAAAAUAUAAAAGAAAAAUCAAGCAUAGAUUUCAUUAUUAAGAAGAGGAAAAAACAGGAAUGUGAAGAGUAAGAGAAAGAAAAUAAAAAUGCUUCCCGAUCUUCUGGCAGUUCGGUUAAGUCUCGCCAUCUCUGUGUAACUGCUGCUUUUUUCUCAGUAUUCCCUCAUGAACAGUCAGUAUGAAUGCUUAAGCCAGUAUGUGAAAUUCAGGGCCAUUAUAGUUUUAAAAAAAUCUUUACGUGAUAAAAAUAAGUAAUGAAAGUUUUGCCACAGUGAAAAUUUAUAAGACUAAAAGCAGCCUCUAAAACGACUGACGCUCCUCUCAUUUGUUAGUUAGAAGGAAUGCAGAAUCAAGAUUUAAGUUCCAUAGUUCCUUGAAUGUUUUUUGUUACCUUCCCCUCAUCUGAUACCCUCUAUAUGAGCUGCAUGUUUAAAAUGAAAGGGACGAGUUUACAGAAUGUGGAGAAAAAUGUACAUACAUUCUUGUAUGAUAAAAGCUGUACCAUAACUUCUCA
Molecule: messenger RNA, 2586 nt
Organism: Rhinichthys klamathensis goyatoka
Lineage: Eukaryota; Metazoa; Chordata; Actinopteri; Cypriniformes; Leuciscidae
Gene: ccnt2a
Product: cyclin T2a
Exons: 10
Coding region: 37-1959 (640 amino acids)
Biological process (GO): regulation of transcription by RNA polymerase II; positive regulation of DNA-templated transcription, elongation
Cellular component (GO): cyclin/CDK positive transcription elongation factor complex; nucleus
Molecular function (GO): cyclin-dependent protein serine/threonine kinase activator activity
Source: RefSeq, a predicted model, not a curated record